Messenger RNA from Aplysia californica (California sea hare), 9518 nucleotides. Its product is annotated as thrombospondin type-1 domain-containing protein 7A. The record is from RefSeq and is a predicted model, not a curated record. NCBI's taxonomy places the organism in Eukaryota, Metazoa, Mollusca, Gastropoda, Aplysiida, Aplysiidae.
GCGUGACAACAUGCGCCCGAAACAGUGGCGUGAAGUCACGUGACGUGACAUGUGAGUUGAAGAAAAGCCAGACGCGCGUGAGCAGCUCACGCUGUGAGGCAGAGGAGCCGACCCCAGUGGCCAGCCAGUCGUGUGAGCUCUUGUGUCGACAGGACUGUGUUGUCAGUGAGUUCUCCGACUGGUCUGUCUGUGACAAGACUUGUGAGAUGACGAAUCGAACCCGGACCAGACGAGUGAUAGUGCCUCCAAGACAUCAGGGUAGUGUCUGUCCCGACCUUUCACUUAUGGAACCUUGUGAUAAAUGCACACAUUCCUACAGCUACCAGUUCUCCGAGUGGCUGCCUUGUACGACCAUCAGCGGAUCAUAUCUGAAUGACGUCAAAUCCCAUCCGCUGAUUGGCUAUCAGACAAGGGACAUCGCCUGUUUACAGAACAAAGGAGUUCUCGCUAGUCUCAGGCACUGCGCGGACAAGCUACCUCACACCCUGCUGACCAAGUACAAAGGUUGCGUGAUGCCCCAGGACUGUCGGGUGUCCGACUGGUCAUCUAUCCGGCCACAUAACGCGUCCUGUAUAGGCUACGAUGGUCAGAUCGUUAUUGGCUACUGGAUCAUGACCAGAACAGUGGAGCAGCUGCCAAUGGGUGAUGGCAAACCCUGUCCUCCAGACCUCGUGAAGUACGUGCCCAUGAGCAAAGACGAAGACGACAUACACUCGCUGAGACCUUGCAGAAAAGCCAAAUGGAUCAUGUCUUCGUGGAGUACGUGUAUGUCCGUGCCGGGGUACAACCACUGUGGGACGGGCAUGCAGAGCAGGAUGGCCAUCUGUGUGGAGGCGGGCGACGACGGCGUGGAGCGCCCUGUGGAGGAGAGUCUGUGCCCUCAGCCCAAGCCUCUGGUGGCUCAGUCGUGCACCAUGGAGUGUAACUGGGACUGUAGCGUGUCUCAGUGGAGCGCCUGGAGCACAUGCCAGUCCUCGGACUGCGACAGGCAGGGGCUCAGGAGGAAGCGGGUAGAGUCGCAGUAUGGUCAAAGGUUUCGAACGCGGGAAAUCCUCACCCUGCCAGGCCCAGGCGGGACCCCAUGCCCUCACCUCAGCGAAGCCCGCAUCUGUGAUCCCGCCCCCUGCUACUCCUGGAACGUCACUUUCGGACCUUGUGAGCCAACCACGAGAGGGGGAUGUGGCGACGGCACUCAGACCAAAAAGAGUGUCUGUGUCAACCGGUCUGGGGUCAAAGUACGAGAACGCUUCUGCUACGCUACCCAAAGUUCAGAGGACAAGUGGGUGGAGUGUUACGUGCCUUGCCCCGAAGACUGUGUGCUCUCUGAUUGGGGCUCCUGGAGCGCUUGCCCCGCCCCCUGUGGUAUGCAGAUCGGAGCGAGGACUUUGAGAAAUAGGAAGCGGCAAAUUUUGGCCUAUCACGGGAGAAACGGUCGUCCAUGUCCUCCUAUCCAAUCGCUGCACGAGUCAGAGCCUUGCCCUGUGCUGCGAGACUGCGAGGUCUACCAGUGGGAGACGUCUGUGUGGGGGGCGUGUACUCUUGACUCUUACACGCCCGGCUCACCGUGUGGCAUGGGCACACAGACGAGGACUGUCAGUUGUCGCACAGCCCAGGGCGUGCCUUCCGUGGAUGAAAGAUGUGUCCAGCGAAUCAAGCCCAAGAACUCCCAGUCUUGUGUCGUGGAGUGUCCAGUAGACUGUCACGUGACAGAGUGGUCCGAGUGGUCAACCUGUGGGGUCACAUGCCUUCCUGUGUUAGCCCGUCAGAUCUAUCCGGCUCAGGUGAGGCGCCGCUAUGUGCUACAGUAUCCUCAAAAUGGGGGCCUUUCCUGCCCUAGUGACAUGCGCGAAGAGCAGUCGUGCAUCGACCUUCCGGUGUGCCAGAAUUACUAUUGGGAGACCACAGACUGGAGUGACUGUAUUCUUCCGCCCGUAGUGCCGCUCUGUGGACAGGGUCUCCGCGCAAGAAACGUGACUUGUAUCCACUCUGACGACCAGAGGACCUCUCAGGUGUCUAUCAACGUGUGUCUGGAGAACCUUGGAACGAUGCCGGACAUAACAGAUCAUUGUUACAGGCCGUGCCGCUCCGAGUGCCAGUUGUCCCAGUGGUCGCCCUGGACUCAGUGUGGACCAAGGUGUGAGAAGACCAGGUUCCGGUUUCGACGACUUAUAGGCCCCAGCAAGGACAACCCGGACUGCCGUAACACCGACCUGUACCCACGUGACCAGCACGAGGAGUGCGUGUGUAACGAGCGGAAGCCCAUCCUGGUUGGCGGCUGGUCAGACUGCAUCAUUCAAAGCGGGGAUGGGGGCGACAGGUUCGCUCCAAAAAUGUCCUUGAAAAGUAUUGGCGGCAGACAUCGACGGAAUAACGAGACUGGAUUGGGUGGAUUUGAACCGUACUCUGACUGUGGCGUGGGCAAAAAGUACAUGGCAUUGUCCUGUAAAUCACACGACCUGUACACUCCGAACGGACCACGGUGUGCUGGGGAAGAGUACCUCAAAGAGAACUGCAGCAUUGCGUGUCCUGUGGACUGCGCCAUGAGCGACUGGUCAGCCUGGACUGCCUGUAGCUCGCGCUGUGGCUCGGGUGUCCAGCAGAGAGACCGCAGGAUAGAGCGACACCCAGCCAACGGGGGCAGGAAAUGUCCGCUUAUGUACGGACAGAGCAAGGAGACCCAGGCCCGCGUGUGUCAUGUGGACUGUAGCUAUUACGUGUGGCGGGUGGAGGACUGGGGUCCGUGUUUGCCUUCCGGGGGACAGCCGUGUGGGGACGGGUCACACAGUCGCACCAUCAGAUGUGUGUCUGUGGGGAGUGACUCCAGUGAGAUGACGGUGGACGAGUCGUACUGCCCGAGGACUGACCAGCCUGUGCCUACCAAGGCCUGUUCUCUCCCUUGUCCCGGGGACUGUGUCAUGUCUGAGUGGUCGGAGUGGACGCUGUGUCGACAGCCGUGUAACGGGCAACAGACUCAAACCCGGCAUCGCCAGGUACUCCGAAGGCCCGCCCAGUACGCGUCAUCACUCGCCUGCGACACCAAGACGGAAGAGCGGUCCUGUGAGAGGAUGAAAAACUGCAUUGAGUACUCAUGGGAGCUCUCUGAUUGGACGAGCUGCCUGGUCAAUGGCGGAGGGGCGGAGUGUGGCGUGGGUCACAAGGAAAGAUACGCCAUCUGUGGCAACGAGAGAGGGGAGAAGGUGGAGUCAUAUAAGUGUGAAGAGCUGUUCGGCCCUGUGACAGAGCCACUGGUGGUGUCCUGUGAGAUUCCCUGUGACAACGACUGUCUCGUGUCCACCUGGUCCGACUGGUCUUUGUGUAGCACCUCAUGCGGUCUGGGAUUCACUCAAGGUUUUCGGGCGCGCUCCCGCGCCAUCCUGACCCGGCCUGCCCCUGGCAACGCGGCCUGUAACGGCACUCUGUGGGAGGACCAGCAGUGCACCACCAGGACGUGUACCUGGUUCACAUGGAAGACCGGGGAAUGGGACUACUUUCACCUGCAGAGGAAUGUCUGGUGUGAGCAGAACAACGGUCUACACGUUGUGGGAGGUUGUGACGAAACCAAGAAGCCACAAGUAGAACUCCGCUGUUUUGACCCCGUGUGCGUGGAGCCGGCACAGUGCAGGGACUCCAAUACGUGCAAGUGUCCGGACGAGAAAUACCUCCUCGAUAUAGAGAAGGAAAGCAACAGGACUGUAGCCCUCUGCAAGAUGAAUAACACUAUUGCUGAGGGCAACUUGGAGGACGAAAAGACAGAGAUGGCGAAGUCUCCUAACAUCUGGAUGUACGCUGUGAUAACCGUGGGGACAUUGUUCGUAAUAGCUGUCACAGCAGCUCUAUACAACAUGUGCGAGCUCUUCCGUACUGGGCCCCGACCCCGGCGUAAGGGCGACACAGCCUCCACUACUGGCACUAUCCACAGCGUCAACGCCCUGCCCCCGGGAACCACUGGAACCAGUGGAGAGUGGGCGUCUGGCAACGGCGGCAUCGCGGGCUCCGAGAGUUUGUACAAGCAAAUAAACCACAGCAACCACCGGCUGGAGAGUGGUGGCGGUAGUGCUGGUGGUGGUGGGAGUAGCGUGGAGAUAGGGGUACCAGGAGGUGGAGGUGGUGGAGGAGGAGGAGGAGGGUCAGGGGAGGCAAGCGACAACGAGUACGCGGAGACGGCUAUGAUGACGUCACCUGUCUAUCAGAACUCCCAGCUUCCUCGGGCGAUGGCGAAGACGACGACGACGACGACGCCGGGGAGGGGAGGACGAAGCAGCGACGCGGCGGCGGCGCUGGCGGCGGCGGCGGAAGCAGACAUUCCAGACAUCGACGCCAUCACCUUCGCCGCGACCACCGCUACCGCAUCCACCACGCCGUCCACGGCGAACACCAAUACCACCGCGCUGAGCGGCGGUAGUUUUACGCCGGGCGGCAACAUUCCGCAUGGCGUCAACGGUAACGGCGGUGUAGGCGGAGCUUCUUCGAAAGUAGGUCAUGGUUAUAAUAAUAGAAGUGACUAUGGUGACAUUGAUAGCAGCCAGUUGCAUGCAGCAUCCCUCAAGCAUAACCGCAGGUAUAAGAAAUCUCACAGCCUGUUUCCAGCAAGACUAGCUAAGCUUUUCUCUUGUACUGAUAAGUCAUCUGAAUGCAUGGUCGAAGAUAUGCACAGCACUGACCAUGACAAGGCCUCGACACAGUGCCAGGCUAUGUCGCUAACACGUGCGCAUGCUAUUGAGAAUAUGGAAAUGUGUGGGGGUGAAUUUUAUACUAACACGGCGUCUGGUUUUCAGACCCACCAUUGCAUGUUGCCCAAAUCCCAUGACUUGAGACCUAAUAAGUUAGACCUACAGCAGAGACGGAAUAACUAUUAUUCGGAAUCAGACAAUAUAGACAAUGCUGAAAAGAGAAUCAGCAUUCCGCUAGCGGAUGAAAUUGAGCGAGAGAUGGCUAGGAUGUCUCCUAUGGCGGCUCAAACAUUUACCAGCCAAAAUAGCAGAGACGAAUGUAGGUCAAGCACGGAGUCUCUAGCCCUGUCUUCUGACCUCAUUUCGGGCCGCCAUGAAGGCAGCUCCCAGUGCAGCUUGCAGCUAGGCGACACUGCUGAAACGCUGACUCAGCACGACAGUCCGUCUCGGAUGGAUCUUCUUAUGCAGCUACAGCAGCAGCAGCAGCUGCGUCCAUCUUCCAGACAUAUCGACGACAGCCAUGCGCACCAGCCCAGGGGUGCUCCUGCCCUCGCAUCCUCCUCAGAGGUGACCCUGGCUUCUUCCAUCACGAAACCAGAGUCGUCGAGUUCGGCGGUACCAGGUCGCAGCGCACAUAGACUACACCCUGUGACUACUAACAGAGGCUCAAAUGUAGCUACUAAUAACAAAAUUUCUUCUAACGCCGAAGUGCAUUAUGACCCUAACCUUUAUGCUAUCCCCCACAGCCCAACGAAUCACCCACAGUCUUCUUCCGGAAGUCUUCAGGAACAGGGGAAGACCACUCGUGGUGGAUUAGGCGUGCCUGCUGCUGCUGAUCAGCCUCCCUUUUACCCUUUGCAUGUUCAAGUGCCCCCUCUCCCUGUUCAUUCUGUAGAUGCUCUGUUGUACGAUGAAGAUAACCGUGGUGGUAACCCUCACCAUCCUUACCAUCAACAUCAUCACCAUCACCAUCACCCUCCUCCUCCUCCCCCUCCUUAUUCUCGUUCCAAAAGUGGUAUUGUAUCAUCUUCGCAUUCACCUUCAUCUUUCCCAACCGAUUCACCUCGUAUGUCUAGGGGUCAACCACACCAUUAUCAGCAGCAUCCACAACAACAACAACAAAAUUCACAACACCUACAUCAUCAGGACAAACGGGGAGCACGAGGAAGAGAAGGGGAAAGAGCGCACGGGAAGGACCCCUCUGGAAAAAGACAUGCUCCUCGAGGAGGAGGAGCAAUCUCGCCUGGUGGACUUCGAACAAUGGACUCUCACUUUCCGUCUUCCCCGGGUUCUCGGCCCCCUGCCAUCUCUUCCUCCCGUUCCUCGGCGUCUCUUCCCGAUCACCUAAUCCAUUCCUCAAGCCCACGAGGAGGAGGAAACGCAACACGGCCCAAUCCACUUCUGAUGGAGAAAGUCUCACAAGAUUCCGGACACUCCACGAUGCCCUUAUCCCAAAGUUUAAGCCCAGGGGAGACAAGCCUGGACAAGAUGUUUCUGAAAAGAUCAGGUUCUGGAUUCUCUCCCGUACGUGUCCAGGUUUCGGAAGAGUCCGGCCACGACUCACCAACGCCCAGUUUGUGCAACAGUUGCCGGAAAGAGCUGGACAAGGUCGGUGUCAAUAUCCCUUAUUUGGCGGGAACUCCUGACUCUUCAUCACAGAUGUCCAACAUAAGCGGAAUGGAGACCUCUGUAUAGCCCUAAUAAGAGUGAGAGUGCAUGAGUAUAAUUAUAUAGCGUCAAUUAUACUCAGUCGUAUAGGAAUCAAGCUGAAGACUGCUGGUGGUGGAGACAUCUGCGCAUAAUAUCCGCAUUUAGACAAAUGGUUUUGCGUAAGAAUGCCAUCUGCGCAUUUAUCAACUUAUCCAUCAGGCACGUGCAGCUAAUGCUGCCGACUUUUCCCUGUUCUAAAAGUCGUAGGCAACUGGCAAGCACACUGGACCUUAGCCGUAAGAAAACACAUUUAUAGUGUCUCUCAAAACAUGACAAAUGUUUAUAAGAAUAACUAUAUUAUCAUUUUUUUAAAACACAAACUUCGUUGUUCAAAACUAGAUUUGUCAGUGAGAAAGACUCAUAUGCAGUCUUAAUUCAACGCUGGGCUGUUGUAAAGAUUCAACACCCCGAUGCAUUUAUAUCCUAGUACUAUAGUAUCAGUCGACUGGCUUCAUGAAUAAUCUACGGCAAAAGCUCAGGUAUAAUAUCGUCGGCCAGGUUGUCAAUAUGUGCUAAGCCCAAUAUUUUGAAGAAAAAAAAAAGAGAUUAAAUUGCACAUUUUGCUCUGGGCUUCUAUUGCAUAGUAUUCUAUACUCAACACAUAUGUCGUCAGAAUUCAAGACCUAAACAUUGAAAAGGGCAAGAAGAGAUUUAUAAAGUAGGUUCAACUGUCAAAAAAUGAACCAGUUUUUUCAUCUCUAAAAAAGAAACAAUCUCUUACUGGGUUUAAAACAUUUCAGUGGCUUGCCGAUCAUAUGCAAGAUCACUGCAUAUUUCGAAGCCGAUGGCACCAACAUUGAGAGGGGGGGUGGGGGGGGGGGGGAGGGGAAAAGGAUCAACACAACAUUGCAGGCCGAAUGUAAUGGAUGCAUGAUUCAAACGUGGCUGAGGAAGUAGAUCUACUUUUUCAGCAUAGCAGUUGGUAAAUACCAUUCUAGCAUAGAGACAGUGACAUGUUAGCACCUUCGAAAAUACUAUUUUUAGUUCACCACUAGACAGAUUAGUGAUACUUGAGUACUGCAGAAAAUACCUUCAUAGCGUCGCACCCGAUAAAAUACCAUCGUUAUUUAUCAUUUGAGAAUGUACUAUUUUAGAACAAUAAUUUUGAACAUCGCUUGAACAAUGCAAGGUUCUCGGUCACGAAAGCAAACCUCAGAAUUUAAAAAAGAUUAUAUGGGAUAUUUUAUUAACACAAAACUUUCAAUGUCCCUCCUAUGAUGCCCCCCCCCCUUCCCCCCCCCCCAAAAGAAAUAUAAAAAAAUCAAGUUCAGCUGGAAUUGUACAGUAUAUUUUAAGUAAGAGUUUUACGACACUUCCAACACAAUUAGGUAACACAAGUGCCGAUUCCACCAUUCAAACUGUGUGCGUAAUACCUUGCAUGGUUAAACAAAAUUCUAAUAAUGGGGAAAAGGACUGGAUACUUCAAGUCAAAUUCUAAUCAUCCAUGGUCGACAUAUUUUUCCGAGACCUAAACUGUCGGCCAUGUUACUGACAUACUCUCUCGGCCAUUCUACCGAACUUUUUUUCUGAAGACUGCCGUUCAGAAUGUACUCAUGUAAGUAAAUGUAAAUUGAUUUGAAAUGGUAUUUAAGUUAGGUUAACCUGGCUUAUUAAAUUAUGGCAACCGAGUUGGCGUAAUGCUGCUUUCAGUAAUGCAGAGCUUUAGAAGAAGGACCUGCGAAUAUCAUUAUGUCCAUCUCGCCUAGAACUGAGCCAAGAGUGCUAAAGACCUUGAAAAUUACUCACACAGCAAAAAUUCAAGAGCCCUACAUUAAGGAGUGGAAGCAAGGACAUAUUCACCAUAGUCCAGUCUGAUAUCGUCACACAUAAUGACAGGCCCCAUUGCUGCUACGAUGUCGUCGGAAAGAGCUAUUGUGAACAUUGUAUAAAAAAAGCCGUUAGCAUCUUGACAGAUGCAGGAAAAAGUUUGAACCUGGACUGUAGGCACAUUUUAGGAAGUACAUAGUCUGCCCACAUUGUACACUCCUUCCUUCAGAUCUUGACGCCCUUGAUAUACUUUGAAAGAGAGACAUGGACAAUACAUUAGGAAUCCAGGGAGGUAUACGGGAAGUCUUGCUGUUUUACGAGUAUGACAGGGAUACAAUUUUUUUGUUAGGAAAUUAUUUAAACAUUACAUUUUGCUCGAGUGUCUGCCUGACAGUCAAAUUUUCUACGAUAAAGCGAACAUAAAUGACUGCUCUGUGGAUGAACCUGUCGUACAUAUUAUGGAAAAAGAUGUUUAUGAUUUAUGUGUACAUUUACAUUAAUGACUCAUGAAUUGUCGUAUAAGGUUUACAAAGCCUUAUUAAUGCCGUAGUUUCAAUGCAGUGAAUGGAGGAUAAUUUUAUUGUAAUCGUCUGUGUAUGUACAUACCAUAAUGUUGAGAACUACACGUAGUAUGAUAAUAUGUGGUUAUAACGGUUGUUUUUCUUUUGAGUGCAUAUAUUUAUUGAUACUGAGUAACUUUGACAAAUGAUGUAUCUGUUGUCAUAACAUAAAAUGAUAAUAUGUUCCAUUGCAUAACUGUGAUCAUCGCCCCAAUUGGAAUUUUAGGUAUCAUUAUCGUUAUUAUUAUCAUCAUCAUCAUCAUCAUCAUCAUCAUCAUCAUCAUCAUCAUCAUCAUCAUCAACAUCGUCGUCAUCGUCGUCUUCAACAACGUGAUGAAACUUCAAAUCCCAAACAACGAUAACAACAAUAAUAACAAUAACGACAGAACAGCAAAUGAAAUGCCUACCACCCACCCCUCUCCCCACCACCCCAUCCACCCGACUCACGACCACAACAACUGGGACAAUCAUUGCCAUCCCUUUUUGCCAUCAUCUACCCCCCCUAUCAUCAGCAACCCUUCUCUCAAAACUACACCACCACCACAACCUUUAAAAAAACCAGGGCCAUCAACAUCAAUAUUCUUGUUGUCACGUGGCAUUAUGACAUGUUAACAAGCAUGCAUUGUGCGCACUUGCAAUUAACCCCUGACAGCAAAAAUGGAGAUAGCUGGGGAGGGGGGAGUGAAGGGGAGGGGGGUACAGUGCGAGGGAAGACUUUCCUGUUAGAGGGAAAAUAAUAAUAUGAUGAUACUGUUACUACGUUAUUGGCGAUUAUGUAUAAUGGACAAUAAAGCAUAUUUUGCUACACAGA